Molecule: messenger RNA, 951 nt
Organism: Nerophis lumbriciformis (worm pipefish)
Lineage: Eukaryota; Metazoa; Chordata; Actinopteri; Syngnathiformes; Syngnathidae
Source: RefSeq, a predicted model, not a curated record
AUGGCGGCGCCCGUAACAAGAACGCUAGCGUCGUUCCAACGAACGUCAUGGAGCGCUUUGAAGGCUCAAGAAACAUCAGUGUGUGCACUGUGGCACCCCAUCCCGGUUUUUGUACCUGUGCGGACCAAGAAGCGUUACUUCAUCCCCCCAGCCGCAGGCGUAAAGGGCAAGCACGACGUUAACCCGGAGGCCAAGGCCCGUGCAGCUGGUGUCGUGUUCCGGCAGCAGUACAUGGAAAGGGCAAUCAACAUCGCCUGCUCAGCGGGAAUCUUUGACCCUUAUGUCCCUCCUGAAGGCGAUGCCCGUCUUUCGUCUUUGUCCAAAGAAGGCUUGAAGCAGCGCACAAUGCAGCUUCAGCAGAGCGCCGCAUCGCAACUGGCUAUUCGUAAAAUUAAGGAGUUUGACUCGGAGUUCUCCUCCAAAGAUUUUGCUACACGAGCCCAGGAAAUUUUCAUCGAGGCUCACAACACUCUGUGCAUAUUCAAUAAAGAGAAGCUUCACUCACUGGUGACAGAGCGAUGUUACCCGGAGAUGACGCGAGGCAACCGCUACAAGAGCUUGCGCUGGCGCUUUGUGGAGUCGCUGGAAGCGCCCCGUGUCGUCCACGCCCGCAGCACUGACAUGGUUUCUAAGGGCAACCUGUAUGGCCAGGUGACGGUCCGCAUGCACUCCAGACAGACUCUGGCUAUUUACGACCGUUUCGGACGGUUGAUGCUAGGCAGCGAAGAUCAUCCCAAGGACGUAUUGGAGUAUUUAGUCAUGGAGCGGCACCUGGUAAACCCCUACGGAUGCUGGCGACUUCAUGGGAAGAUAGUGCCAGCUUGGGCCCCCGCCAAGGACCCCAUCAUUAAGACUGUCAUGAUACCCGGCCCAAAGCUGAAGCCAGAGGAGGAAUUCGAUGCUCUUAACUACCAAGUUCCCAAAGUGGAGGCAGUGCAGUGGUCCAAAUAA